CGUGCGUGUGUGUGAGUGCGUGGAGGGCUUCAUCAUAAAACUACCGCCCUGACUGUCAGCUCCAGACAGUUCAGAGUCCAGACGCACAGCCGCCCGGUGGUGUUUCAUUCCACUGUUCCAGCAUGACCUCCGAUAUCACCGCAGACUUUGAGCUGGAGUUGGGCGAGUUGCUGCAGGAGUUCCAGGAUGUGGUGGAGGAGCUGAAGACCCCUUCUCAAAGCAAACCCCAUGCGUACCAGCACGUCCUCCACGAGGCCAAAGGUCGCACAGGGCUCGGGGACGACAGCGGAGUCGAGGACUCGGACUACAGCAGCGAAGCUUCUUUGGGAAACAGUUUGAACACCAGCGAGGAAGAGCUUCACACAGCAGGCAUAACACGGGCACCGAAAGCCAAGCUGGGAGACACAAGGGAACUUGAGAGUUUUAUCGACAUGUUGGACCGGGAACUUGCAGAGAUGUGAACAGAAAGAGAAAGCGAGCCACGUAGAGGGGGGAGAAACAGGCCGGGGGCGACAUCGCUGGCUAUUGCAGAGCAGAUAGGCAGCUCUACACCAGAGCAGAUCUGACGAAGCAAAUGCUCCCCUGGCUGCUCCAGGGGAAAAGGUUAACAUCAGAAAUUAAAAGGGCACUCUAUUCCAAAAUGCAAGAACACCCUGAGACCCCUGGCGACGCUGCGUCCAGCCGGCAAGACUACAUCCCUGCAGCAUCACAUCCGAGAUGUGAGACAUACUCCAGGAACUAGACACAGCUUCCAUCUGUCCGUCUGCACAGAGUUUAGAAAGCAUUUGGUGCCACAAUUCAAAUUUAAAUAAAUACUAUGCCAGCAAAUACUUACAUUUUUUUAAAGGAGACUGUUACAAAUUACGGAUGGCGCUUGGAUUUUAAUCUGUCCAAGGGGUUCAGAUCUGUUGUGUAAAUCAAAUUACGUUUAUUUGCUGACAUUUCCAGUGUACAGUUCUUGUUAAUAUAAGUUUUUUUAAUAAAUUGUUGUACAGAUUAAUGCACAUAAAUAAAGAUACAUUUUGAAUGAA
Messenger RNA from Cyclopterus lumpus (lumpfish), 1031 nucleotides. RefSeq names its product regulator of cell cycle RGCC. Bases 123 to 461 code for a protein of 112 amino acids. Gene Ontology annotation, biological process: regulation of cell cycle. The transcript has 5 exons. The record is from RefSeq and is a predicted model, not a curated record. NCBI's taxonomy places the organism in Eukaryota, Metazoa, Chordata, Actinopteri, Perciformes, Cyclopteridae.